This is a messenger RNA of Pleuronectes platessa (European plaice), 4526 nucleotides long. RefSeq lists its product as uncharacterized. The record is from RefSeq and is a predicted model, not a curated record. Gene Ontology annotation, molecular function: protein binding. The coding region runs from base 27 to 3179 and encodes 1050 amino acids. Lineage: Eukaryota; Metazoa; Chordata; Actinopteri; Pleuronectiformes; Pleuronectidae. The transcript has 3 exons.
UCUCUCUCUCUCUCUCUAUACAGACCAUGGUUCUUGUCAGCUGCUCAGAAAUAAACGUGUUGGGGAGUGUUUUGCUGGGUGAAGAUAUAAAGACUGGAACUGAAGCUCUGAGGCAGAGCAGCAGUUUCCUGUCCACUUCUCGACUGAAAAUGAAUCCUGAGUCCAGCAGAACGAUGGAGAUGGCAGCACUCGGCCGGCCUUUCAGCCUCGGGAUGCUGUACGACUGCCGCCAAGAUUCUCUCAUCCCUGCAAUGACUCUGUGGAACCCCGAUGACCUCGGGAAAGAUACGAGAGAACGACCAAAACCUAACAGCCAAUUUGAGAUAGUUGCAUCUGAAUCAAUUGAGGAUAAAUCUUCAGCACUAAAGGUUGAAGCUUCUCUUAAAGCAAGUGUCUUAUGUGGACUGGUUGAGGUGGGGGGAUCGGCCAAAUACCUGAAUGAUCACAAGACAUCCAGAAAUCAAGCCAGAGUAACACUGAAGUAUGAAACUACCACUAAGUUCCAGGAACUUUCCAUGAAACAUCUCGGAAGAGGCAACGUGAAACAUCCGUAUGUUUUUGACAAAGGAAUAGCAACACAUGUAGUCACAGCUAUUCUUUAUGGAGCACAAGCCUUCUUUGUGUUUGAUCGUGAGAUGUCAGAAACAGAAGAUCAUCAGGACGUUCAAGGCAACUUGAAAAUGAUGAUCAAGAAGAUCCCAGGCAUCUCUAUAGAGGGGGAAGGUUCCCUGAACAUGGAAUACAAAGAUAAGGAAAAUGUUGAGAAGUUUUCUUGCAAGUUCCACGGAGACUUUUGUCUUGAAAAGAAUCCUGUGUCCUUUCAUGAUGCCGUGCAGGUCUAUCAAAGCCUGCCAAAACUACUGGGAUCCAAUGGGGAAAAAGCAGUUCCAGUGAAAGUCUGGCUGUUGCCAUUGACAAGUUUAGAUUCUACUGCUGCUAAACUUGUUCGUCAGAUAAGUGUAGGACUAGUUCAGGAAGCACAGACAGUCCUGGAGGACUUCAGUGAGCUGGAAAUGAGAUGCAACGAUGCCAUGAGAACAACAACAGCACAGCAGUUUCCUCAGAUUCGCAAAAAACUUAGAAGUUUUAAAGAAAGGUGCUCUGUGUUCAAACUAGAAUUCCAACGAACUUUAUCAUUGAAACUUUCAUCUAUACGAGGAGGAGGUGAAGAGGAGGCUGUGCUUGCAGAGAUACUGGAGAAGAGACACUCAUCUCCGUUCAACAGCAAAAACCUGACUGAGUGGAUGGACUGUAAAGAGAGAGAAAUCUCCAUUUUAAAGUCUUUCACCAAGAUGAUGAAAAACACAAAGACCAUCUCAUCGCAGAAUGGUCUAGAUGAGGAGAUUCUCAGUGCAGAGCAGGUCCUGUGUUUUGUUUUCACCUCACUGGGAAACGCUGAGUCGUACCUCUCAGCUUUAUCAAAAUACCUAAAGGGAACCACAACACCUGAUGUCCCUCAAGAUCCACAGACCUAUGAUGUAGAGAAGGAGCAGUGGUACCUUUCAAACAAAGUUCCUGAUGAAAUGAGGAAAAAAGCAAAGCUCUUCAGUGAUUUUGCAGAGGCCAACAAGGAGAACAUUAACAUAAAGUUCCUCAUAGCGGGUUUGACAAAUGAGACACAAAAAGGUUCAAGCAUCUACCUUUAUAAAGAAAGCACUUCUCUCAGGGAGAACUUUGAACCACCUUCAAAGCCUGACAGUGUGAAAGCAAGUGACAUAAACCACAACAGUGUGACCCUGAAGAUCUCUCCACCCAGAUCUGGAGCCGAGAACAUCACGUCCUACUCUGUUGAGUACUGUGUCCAUGGAGAGGAUGGAUGGCAACAGAAGACAGCGUCAAAGGAUGGAGACGUCACAGUGAGCGACCUGAGUCCUAACACAGAGUAUGUGUUCAGAUGCAGAGCUGUCACCUCAGUAGGUGUUGGACCAGUCAACGAGGUCAGUGGAACCAUUAGAACUCUGCCCUGCAGCCCUCCUGGAAAACCUCGAGUUGAACCAAACUCAAGUGAGAUAACCGUUAGCUGGCAGAGACCUGCUGAGCUUGGACAAGAUGUCCACGUUCUGAGCUACAUCGUGGAGUACGCCCAAGCAGACAAAGUGGGGAAAGCAGAAGAUCUCCAGUGGAACCAAACAAUGUCAGGAGCUGAAGAGGUGAUCAUAUCAGAGCUUCAGUCAGAGACAGAGUAUGUUGUCAGGGUCACAUGUGACUGUGGUGGAGCUGGCAGAAGCAAGGAAAGCAUCUCUGUGAACGUCUGCACAAAGAAUGUUAAACCUCUCACAGAAUUCCUCACUCGUACGAGCGUAAGAAUAAGUUCUGAGCCCCUGUCAGUUUACAAACUGUCACUGAAUGAAGAGGAUAUUGAUAUACGAGGCUGCCGGAUGUUUAACUUUGGCAAAACAAGCAUGAAGAGAAAUCGCACCAUGAUUCUUUUUGGAGAGUCUGGAUCAGGAAAGUCCACUUUGAUAAAUGGAAUGAUCAACUACAUUGUAGGUGUAGAGUGGGACGACAACUUCAGAUUUAAAUUAAUAGUCAAGGAUCAUUCAAGGUCAGAAGCUGAGAGUCAGACCCCUCAAGUCACUGUGUACAAACUGAACCAUCAGGAGGGGUUUAAAAUCCCCUUCUCUCUGACCAUUGUGGAUAUUCCAGAAGAUAUAGAAGACAUAGAAAAAGACAAGUUGAUCGUAGAGCAGCUUCGUAAUCUCUUCUUUGCUGAGGAGGGAAUCAGUGAAAUCGAUGCUGUGUGUUUCGUAGCUCCAGCUUCUUUAGCACGACUCACACCAACACAGACACACAUGUUUGACUCAGUUCUCUCCAUCUUCGGCAAAGACGUUACAAAAAACAUCCGGAUUCUGGUGACAUUUACAGACAGCCAACUUUCAACAGUUCUGGAGGCGAUCAACGAGGCGGAUGUCCCGUGUCUGAAAACCAAAGAAGGACUACCGGUUCACUUCAAGUUCAAUAACUCAGCGUUGUUUGCCCAAAACAAAUCGUGUGCAGCAGAGAGCGUGAGUGGGGAAGAUGACGAGGGAGACUUCGAGGAGAUGUUUUGGAACAUGGGGAUAAAAAGCAUGAGGAAGUUUUUCACUGCUUUGAAUGAAAUGCAGACAAAAAACUUGACGAAGACAAUUCUUCGAGACAUAUGGAAAAGCCAAUUCUGGGAUCCAUUGCAGAGAACAUAGACUUGCUCAUAGAAGCAAGUAAUGAGAUGUUUCCCCCUAGUGUUCACUGCAAGUGCAUUACACAUGCAACCACAGAGGAUGGUCCUCCAGGUGCUGAACCACAUGUAUGAACCAAUGGGCACACGCUCUGUGUGAUGCAGCUAUCCACAUGUUAGCCCAAUGUGCCGAUUCACAUUUUCAUUUAGAAACGCUAGCUACUUGAUGCACUUAUUGCAAGUCGCUUUGGAUAAAAGCGUCAUCUAAACAAAAUGUAAUGUUAUAUACUAUAACACAGUGCAUACGGUCUGUCAAGAAUCUGAUGUAGAGUUUCAAAUUGUCAACCACUUCCUCUCUUACAUUAAAAUUUGAAUGAAAGUAUCAAUGCACCUGGACAAAGUUGUUCAGAAGUAAAAUGACCUUAAUGAAAUUAAGCUAGCAGGGUAACGUUAGCUAUGUAGAAUCAUUCUUGUUGAGUCAGUAACGUUCUAAAAUAUCACGCUCACUGUUGAUACAGUUCACGUCAACAUUAAGCGUUAGGAUUCCAAACUUAUCCGCUGCUUCCCGGGUUAAACAAAUGUUCCCAUCGUACCUCACGGUCUCAUCAUAGCUAAUCAGCUAAAUAUGUUGUUUAACCUAGAAACUUGGUCGCAGGUUGCUACAGAUUCAAACUGUCUGUUGUCUCUUCAACUAGUGAAACAAAUGAUUCCUCAGAUUCCCUGAGUUUACAGCUUGAUCCCGGAACUCCGACUUUAUUCUGUUGAACCGCAUCUGAACUUCCCACCGCGACAAUGUCAUCUAGGCAAAAUGGCCGCCAUUGUCUGUAUGACAAGAAGUGGAUCAAAAUGAACGAAUAAUAUUCUAAAGUGAAGCCACUGUGAAAGUGCCCGGAAAUCUGAUCUAUAAGGUAUCUUUCUCUUUCCCUGUUCAUCCAGACCAAUCAGCUCGUUGCUCCCUCACUGCUAAACACUCAUCUAAAUCACGACUGUUUCCUGUCCUGGCUCCUAAACACUGGAACCAGCUCCACAUCGACAGAAGAAAGUUUAGAAACCUUCCGCUGCAAACUAAAAACACACUCUUCAGACUUUACUUUCAAUAACAUUUUAAAACUAACAAGGUAGCAGCACUUAAAUGUCACUUACUUAUAGCACUUUGUAGUUUUGCUUUCUUAGAAGAAAUUGUACUUUCUUGAUUCUUGUUGCUUUGGGUUUGUUACAUCAUGGUUGAUGCACUUAUUGUGAAUCUUUGGAUAAAAGCGUCAGCUAAAUGAAAUGUAAUCACUCACACCUGUUAUGAGGAAAUCAGACAUUUUAUUGUCCUGUGAUUGUUGACAUUUAUUACCUGAAGAUUAAUAAAUGUCACGUUGUCACA